GUUCCGGCCGUCGUGCCCCGUGCUCGUGGUGACCCGGUCAGAGCUCGUCGCCAGGCAGAGUCGAUUGCACCGAGCUCUUGUUCCCAUCGUGGUGAAAGAGCCGGAAAAUGGAAUACCACAGAACACUGGAAAUGUCGUUAUGCAGGCGAUCACUCUUGCAAAACAAUAUCACUUGCUGGUUCCAGGAGAUACCUUGGUGUAUUUCGAAAGAGCGAAGGGGGCGAGACGGCCUACGAUAGUUAGUGUGUAAAAUAUACUGGGCCAUUCAGCUGCUUCACAGCGACGACGUAUAUCAGAUAAGCUGGCAUUGCUCAUUUGGAGACACCAGUAUGGGGGGAGGGGUUUGGGGCGCAUCGACUGCUGUGGAGACAGCAGUGUGAAUAAUUGGCACCUGUUUGCACCGAAGA
This is a messenger RNA of Pollicipes pollicipes, 407 nucleotides long. Its product is annotated as pyruvate kinase. The record is from RefSeq and is a predicted model, not a curated record. NCBI's taxonomy places the organism in Eukaryota, Metazoa, Arthropoda, Thecostraca, Pollicipedomorpha, Pollicipedidae. Gene Ontology annotation, molecular function: magnesium ion binding; pyruvate kinase activity; potassium ion binding. Gene Ontology annotation, biological process: glycolytic process.